AUGGCCGUCGUCACCUCCGUACAGAUGAAGACAAAGGUUGCAAAGAUCCCAGACAGUAACCCACGUUGGAAACCUAUUUCGGUGAGAGGUGGCGACUCCGGCUCUAGCGACUCCAACGUCCGACCGAUGACUUUCCAGAUCAAGAUACCAAUAACAUCCACCCUCUUCCUUCUUCUCCAUCCCAAAUUGAGGUCGUCAACACUCAGACUAUCAAUCAACCGCCCACUCAUCGUCACUGAGAAGACCAACUUUAACCCUACCAAGAUACGAAAAGGGAAGUUUUUCAAAUGGCGCGGCGUGGUGUUCAUGAUAGUGCUCGUGGUGGUGCUCGUAGUGGUUCUUGUAGAUAUAUAA
This is a messenger RNA of Lactuca virosa, 354 nucleotides long. The record is from the annotation of a GenBank genome assembly. NCBI's taxonomy places the organism in Eukaryota, Viridiplantae, Streptophyta, Magnoliopsida, Asterales, Asteraceae.